Messenger RNA from Penicillium robsamsonii, 1875 nucleotides. RefSeq names its product S53 family peptidase. Bases 1 to 1875 code for a protein of 624 amino acids. NCBI's taxonomy places the organism in Eukaryota, Fungi, Ascomycota, Eurotiomycetes, Eurotiales, Aspergillaceae. Gene Ontology annotation, biological process: proteolysis. The record is from RefSeq and is a predicted model, not a curated record. Gene Ontology annotation, molecular function: tripeptidyl-peptidase activity; serine-type endopeptidase activity. The transcript is spliced from 6 exons.
AUGAAAUCCUCCACUAUGCUUUGUGCCCUGGUGGCCAGCGCGAUGGCAGUGCCAACGGCUCAUAAUUAUCAAUUACACGAGCGUCGUGGUUCCAUCCCAAAAUCUUGGCUUGAAGGCAAGAAGGUUGACGGAAAUGUGUCACUACCUGUGCGAAUCGGGUUGAUCCAGUCCAACAUAGACUAUGGCCAUGAGCUACUCAUGGACCUGUCUAACCCGUCCUCGAGCCGCUACGGACAGCAUCUGUCCGUCGAUGAAGUGCACGACCUGUUUACCCCCACUGAAAAGAGUGUGAAUGAUGUGCGUUCUUGGCUGGAGUCGGCGGGUAUUUCCAAAGACCGCAUCACGCAGUCAGCCAACAAGCAAUGGAUCCAGUUUGACGCCGAUGCCGAGGAGCUCGAGGAUUUGCUGCACACAGAGUACUAUGUCUACUCACAUACUGAAACGGGUCGAUCGCACGUGGCCUGUCGCGAAUAUCAUCUCCCGAGCUCUGUGCGUGAGCAUGUCGACUAUGUCACUCCAGGAAUCUCUCUGCGGGAGGUGACUGGUGUCCGGAGGUUGACCAAUAAACAGAAACGCUUCGACGAUGGGAUUCCCCCUAUUAUUGAGCCGAUUCCCUUACCAAUUGAAACGCUGUCGAGCGAAGCUUCGUCCUUUUGCGCCCAGGCCAUCACACCCCAAUGCAUUCAACAGAUGUAUAAUAUCAGCGAGGGUCACUCUGCCGUAGAAGGAAAUGAAUUAGGGAUCUUUGAGGGCAUUGAGGAUGUCUAUGCCCAGGAAGAUCUAAAUUUAUUCUUCUCGAGAUUGUACUCGAAAAUCCCCAAUGGCACACACCCAACUCUGAAGCCAGUUGAUGGUGGUCAGGCUCCUGCAAACACCUUCAAUGCCGGGGCUGAAUCCGAUCUGGACCUCCAAAUCUCCUACCCGAUUAUCUGGCCACAGAACUCCAUCCUUUUCCAAAGCGAUGAUAUGUAUUACGAGCAUCAUUAUAGGUUCCAAGGGUUCCUUAACACGUUCUUGGACGCCAUUGAUGGCUCGUACUGCAGUACCAUCUCGCCUUUAGACCCUCCAUACCCAGAUCCCAAUGAGGGGGGCUACAAGGGCUCCCUGCAAUGUGGCGUACCUACCCAUUUCCUAUCAGCGCGACAAUGUGCCGAGCUCAUGAAGCUAGGUACAAUGGGGGUUUCAGUAGUGGUCGCUUCGGGCGAUUCUGGUGUGGCUGGACGUGGAGGCGAUCCCACCCCCAGCAACUGCCUUGGUCUAGAUGGUAGAAUCUUUACUCCAGACUUCCCUGCCUCCUGUCCAUACCUUACUGCGGUGGGAGGUACUGAAAUUCCCACUGGUUCCUCGCCAGAAGACCACAAGGAGCAAGCAGUGACCAGGUUCCCGUCAGGCGGCGGCUUCAGCAACAUUUAUAAGGCGCCUGAUUAUCAGGCCCAGGCUGUUGCCGAUUACUUUGCCUUGGCAAAGCCCCCGUACCCGUACUAUGAGAGUGUGGACAACAGCAGCUUCGGCGAUAAUGACGGUAUCUACAACCGGAUCGGACGUGCCUAUCCAGAUGUGGCUGCUGUUGGUGACAAUGUCAUCAUUUAUAACAGAGGGAUAGCCGUGUCGAUUGGUGGGACAUCGGCCUCUGCCCCUGUUUUUGCUGGAAUCCUCACCCGCAUCAACGAGGAGCGACUGGCCGCUGGCAAGUCCACUGUUGGGUCUGUUAACCCUGUGUUGUACGCUCACACGGAGGCGUUCUUUGACGUGACCAAGGGUACAAAUGCGGGUUGCCAGACUGACGGGUUCUCUGCGGCCAAGGGGUGGGAUCCAGUGACCGGGUUGGGCACUCCUAACUAUCCGGAACUUUUGAGGGUUUUCAUGGGCCAGUAA